UGCUAAACAUAUCAUCAUUUAAAGACUAUUUGGUCAAUAUUUGAAGCCGUAUAUAUCCUAAAGAUAAAAUGUCGGACGACGAGAGAACUGAUGCCGUUGAAUCGGCUCCCGUUGCCGAAGAACCACUACAAAGGCUUCUACACUUGGCCAUGGCAAACGGAUGCUUGUUACGUGGUAUCCACCAAGUGACCAAGGCUAUUGAGGCCAAAAAUGCUAGAGCAUGCGUAGUUUCUACACAAACAAGUGAAGAAGCUUACUUGAAGCUAAUCAGAGCCCUGUGCAAGGAACACGGAGUGCCUUGCAUAGAAACCGAAUUCGACUCGGAAAAAAUCGGAGAGUGGGCCGGACUCUGCAAAUACGAUAUUGAAGGUGUCGCACGCAAAAUCGUAGGGGCAACAAGUGUCGCAAUUACAAACAACUUCGACGAAAAAAGUGAAAGCGCCGAGGAAAUGAUAAGCCUAAUCAAGUCAUUGGCCUAAAACACA
Babesia bovis T2Bo is the source of this 485-nucleotide messenger RNA. Its product is annotated as Ribosomal protein L7Ae/L30e/S12e/Gadd45 family protein. The coding region runs from base 69 to 479 and encodes 136 amino acids. Lineage: Eukaryota; Apicomplexa; Aconoidasida; Piroplasmida; Babesiidae. Gene Ontology annotation, biological process: translation. The record is from RefSeq and is a predicted model, not a curated record. Gene Ontology annotation, cellular component: cytosolic small ribosomal subunit; ribosome. The transcript has 2 exons. Gene Ontology annotation, molecular function: structural constituent of ribosome.